GCCGGAAACGUCCUGUUUUUUUUGGCUCUCGUCGUCCGUGUUUCUUCUCGCUGAGAGCCGCACGCAGCAGCAGCAGUCAUGGCCGAUGUUCUGGACUUACACGAGGCUGGGGGCGAAGACUUCGCCAUGGACGAGGAUGGCGACGAGAGCAUCCACAAGUUAAAGGAGAAGGCGAAGAAAAGGAAAGGGCGAGGAUUUGGAGCAGAGGAGGGGUCCCGGGCCCGGAUCCGAGAAGACUAUGACAGUGUGGAGCAGGAUGGGGAUGAGCCCGGUCCUCAGAGGUCGGUCGAGGGCUGGAUACUGUUUAUCACCGGAGUCCAUGAAGAAGCUACAGAGGAGGACAUCCACGAUAAAUUUGCCGAAUUUGGGGAGAUAAAGAACGUCCACCUGAAUCUGGACCGGAGAACGGGCUACUUGAAGGGUUACGCGCUGGUGGAGUACGAGACUUACAAAGAAGCCCUGGCUGCUAUGGAAGGGUUAAACGCUCAGGACAUGAUGGGGCAGCCGAUCAACGUGGACUGGUGUUUUGUCCGUGGACCACCAAAGGGAAAGAGACGAAGCGGGCGCAGGAGGAGCCGGAGCCCGGACCGGAGGAGACGUUAACCCCUCGCUCUUCACCUCUCACGUUUUCAUGGAUUUUUCGUUGCGUUUUAAUUGUUGAGGUGAUUGUGAUUUUGCGCCUCAUCCCCGGGGGUGACUUUAUCGAUGCCUCUGGUCAUCCCCAUAUAGACCAGCAGGGAUCAGUCCCCGUCCCGUCAGUAGUCUCGGCGGGGCGGGGUCUGUGCAUGGCGCUGUGCAGUCCCCUCCUGUAGCGGGAGGUUUUAUGACAUCUCACGGGCCAUAUGUUCACAAUAAAGUCUUUUUAUGUUACAUUG
Messenger RNA from Bufo bufo (common toad), 875 nucleotides. RefSeq names its product RNA binding motif protein 8A (gene RBM8A). The record is from RefSeq and is a predicted model, not a curated record. Lineage: Eukaryota; Metazoa; Chordata; Amphibia; Anura; Bufonidae. Gene Ontology annotation, biological process: RNA splicing. The transcript is spliced from 6 exons. Gene Ontology annotation, cellular component: cytoplasm; exon-exon junction complex; nucleus. Bases 79 to 603 code for a protein of 174 amino acids. Gene Ontology annotation, molecular function: mRNA binding.